This is a messenger RNA of Dentiscutata heterogama, 130 nucleotides long. The record is from the annotation of a GenBank genome assembly. Lineage: Eukaryota; Fungi; Glomeromycota; Glomeromycetes; Diversisporales; Gigasporaceae.
ACCCACACCACAAAUGACAACUAUAUCAUCUACACUUCCUCCUAUAGAAGAUACAGCAUUUUCUUAUUUUUUGUCCAUGGUGGACAUUUUAACAACAUUAAAGAUUGAACGAACUAUGAAUAUGUUAUAA